AUAAAUUCCCCAGAUGACCGCGGUGUUUUGGAGGGAAACUGGUCUGGGAAUUACGUGGGUGGAACUCCUCCCACAGCCUGGAGUGGUAGUGUGGAAAUCCUCAAAAAAUACCACCAGGAGGGUGGAAUGCCGGUCAAAUACGGCCAGUGCUGGGUGUUCUCUGGGAUCACCACCGCAGUACUGAGAUGUCUAGGUAUUCCUGCCCGUUCUGUCACAAAUUUCCAGUCUGCUCAUGAUACCGACGUCUCCUUGACAACGGAUGUUUACUUUGAUGAGAAUAUGGAACCAAUCCAUCACCUCAAUUCUGAUUCUGUGUGGAACUUCCAUGUUUGGAAUGAUUGCUGGAUGGCUCGUCCGGAUUUGCCUCCUGGAAUGGGUGGCUGGCAGGCCGUGGAUUCCACCCCUCAGGAAACCAGUCAUGGAACGUUCCGCUGUGGUCCAGCAUCACUGGCCGCUAUACGCUCUGGACAGGUCUACCUCAAAUACGACACACCUUUCGUAUUCGCUGAGGUGAACAGUGAUAAAAUCUACUGGCAGAGGAACCUCGAUGGCACCUUCAGUCAGAUCCACAGCGAGAAGAAAGCUGUGGGGCACUGCAUCAGCACCAAAGCUGUAGGCUCUGAUCAGCGUGAAGACAUCACACAUAUUUACAAAUACCCUGAAGGCUCAGAGGAGGAGCGUAUCGCCGUGGAGACUGCUUGUCGCUAUGGCAGUAGACCUGACAUAUACUCCAGUCCCAUUGCUGAAGAUGUUCAUGUGGAGGUGAAGAUAAACGGAGAAGGUCCACGCAUGGGAGUAGAUGCACAGCUGCAGAUUGUUGUAAAGAACCUGAGCUCAGAGCCUCGCAGAACCACACUCCACAGCCAGGUGGCAGUUAUGUACUACACCGGCGUGCUGAAGGACACCGUAAAGAAGGACAAGCUUUCUGUUGAGCUAAUGCCAUAUGAAGAAAAGAUUAUUGAAUGGAUCCUGCCAUAUGAACAGUACCAGAACCAACUGGUGGAUCAAGCUGCGCUCAUGCUGACCCUGUCUGGUCGGGUCAAUGAAACCCAGCAGGUUUUGGCCAAUCAGACGAGCUUUAGACUGCGAACGCCUGAUCUCAUCAUUGAGCCUAUGGGAGAGGCUUAUGUGGGCAAAGAGACGUCAGCGAAGAUCACGUUCACAAAUCCUCUGCCGUGUACACUCCGUAAUGUGGUGGUGCGAGUGGAGGGACUGGGGCUGAGAGACCUCCAUCCCAUCAGAGUGGG
Molecule: messenger RNA, 1247 nt
Organism: Myxocyprinus asiaticus (Chinese sucker)
Lineage: Eukaryota; Metazoa; Chordata; Actinopteri; Cypriniformes; Catostomidae
Product: protein-glutamine gamma-glutamyltransferase K-like
Exons: 7
Biological process (GO): peptide cross-linking
Molecular function (GO): protein-glutamine gamma-glutamyltransferase activity
Source: RefSeq, a predicted model, not a curated record